Messenger RNA from Aspergillus bombycis, 1641 nucleotides. Its product is annotated as transcription factor domain-containing protein. Gene Ontology annotation, biological process: DNA-templated transcription. Bases 1 to 1641 code for a protein of 546 amino acids. NCBI's taxonomy places the organism in Eukaryota, Fungi, Ascomycota, Eurotiomycetes, Eurotiales, Aspergillaceae. The transcript has 5 exons. The record is from RefSeq and is a predicted model, not a curated record. Gene Ontology annotation, molecular function: DNA binding; zinc ion binding.
AUGGCACAAUACCACUCAAUAUGCCAUCCCGAUCACCUGGAGCCCCUUGAACUCGAAAUUUUACACCGUCGGGAUGCCUUUGGCCUCCCGCCGAAAGCUGUCCAGGAUACGCUUGUGGACGUAUUCUUCAAAUGGGUAGCGCCAAUACUGCCAGUGGUAGAUCAUCAUGCUUUCAUGAGGCAGUAUAAUAGCGCGGAAGAUCCUCCGUCUAUUCUACUGCUACAAGCGAUGCUCAUGGUUGCAUCGCGAUGUUGUAUCAACCAGCAGGGCUCAAAAGAGUAUACCGUGCCGCCGCGCACGUUCUAUAAGAAAGCUAAGGCGCUAUAUGACGCUGGCUAUGAAACCAGCCAGAUAACUGUCGUCCAAUCUGUGAUCUUGCUAGGUGCUUACUGGGAAGGCCCUGACGAUCUUACUGAAAGCGGGAUAUUCUACUGGAGCCGGUUGGGUAUUGCUUUGGCACAGGAGCUUGGACUACAUGAGAGUGAAAGAUACACUGGCCUCCAGCCAUCACAACGAGGCCUCCGCAAACGGAUAUGGUGGACAUUGUAUACCCGAGACCGUUCUGUGGCCGCGGCGUUUGGCAGGCCAUUGCAUAUUAAUCCAAGUGAUUGCACAGUAGAGCCACUGAUAGAGAGUGACUUUGUCGAGCAUGAUGGAAAUGCAUCAUCUGAGCCGAAAGGUGAAGUUCAGGCUAGGUUCUUCAUGGAGUAUGUCAAACUCUGCCAACUUAUGGAUCUAGGUUUAGGUUUGAAUCUGUCCGCAAGAUCCACUCAAGAUGCCCGGAGCGCCGGAGCGGCGCAAUGCGAGCUUGGGUUGAAUGAGUGGCUCGUAGCUUGUCCGCCAGAGCUACAUUGGAGGCAGACGCGCCAUACGUUUCUGUCAGCGGUGCUAUUCUCCACGUUCUACACAAUCGUAUGCCAGUUGCAUUUACUGCAGGCCCCGUAUUCAUCCAAGGAAUCCCAGAGCUCGGCGUUUCAUGCUGCGUCGACCAUAGUUUCAAUCCUGGAGACGCUUCUCUCGCAUAAUGAGCUUCAAUACUCACCUACAUUCGUAAUCUGUCAUGCCGUAACGUCCAUCGUUACCUUGAAACAUCAAAUGGAUGCUUCACUACCAUCUCUCCUACAUGGUAUCAGGCUGAAACUGGAAUCCAAUCUCGAAAUACUAGAGGCAUUAUCCAAGACAUGGCCCAUCGCAACGCUAUUCUUGGAAUUCUUCCAGACAAUGACAACUCCAGAGCAUUUUAACAGACUACUGUCGGUCGCCGUGGAAGAUUGUCGCAAACGUGCAUAUGGGGACAAAUCAGGCGACCCCCAAGCACCUCGGAGACCAACAUCCUUCAAACGGCCAAGAAUACAACAGGUUGUCCUUCCGCAGAGCAGAGUUGUAUUCCAGAUCCUGGCGCGAGAAACUCAGAGGCGACAAACUGCCUUGCUUCAGUCUCAGGGUUCGGAUAUCGCAUCCCGUGGAGUGGGAGACAUGCGCUUUGGGUCUGCCUCUAGUUCUACACCCGGUAGUGUUGAUGAUACUUCUCAAGGCGGUCCCGAAGAUGCGCUAGAAAGCUGCGAACCUACUGCGGUGCUGCGAAAUCUUCGAGAGAUUAUCCGAAUUGGGAAUUCGCAGGGGACAGACAGUGGUACCUGA